AAAUCAUCAGUAUCCCUGUGGUCAUAUCAACGGGGGGCUGGCUUUAUACAUAUACUGAUCGGGAAGCACAAAGUGGUGAGAAACAAGAUGGUUCAUGUCCAAAAAUAGCAACGAACUCUUGAAUGGUUCUGCGUCGGACACCUCCGAGAACAACUCCUCACCUCACAGCUCUUGACCACCAUCACGCACACACCUGGGCGAUAAAGAGCGCGCGUACACAAGCAAGAUCGAGCAAGAAGAACGAAGCUAGUCGCAAUGAAAGAACGACGCAGCAGCACCGCCAUGGCGCGCGCGCCGCUCUGCCUCGCCGCGCUUCUCCUCGCCACCGCCGUCGCGCCGUGCAGCGGGCAGGCGACGGUCACCGUCGAGGAGGCGUGCCGGAAGGCGGCGAGCAGCCACGCGGGCGUGAGCUACGAUCACUGCGUGUCGUCGCUGGCAUCGGACGCCCGGAGCCGCGACGCCGUGGACCUCCACAACCUGGCCGUGCUGGCGGCCAGGAUCGCCGUGGAGCACGCGGCCACCACGGAGGCCAAGAUCGAGGACCUCAACGAGGUGGAGGACUCGCCGCACGCGCGUGCGCGCCUGCAUCACUGCCUCGAGCUCUACAACGCCGCCGCCGACGUCCUGCGCGACGCGCUCGACAACCUCCACGCGCACAUCUACGGCAAGGCAUCCCAGCAGCUUGCCGCCGCGCUCGGCGCCUCUGAGAGCUGCGAGGACGUCUGGAAGGGCGAGGAGCGCGUCCCCGUCGCCGGACACGACAGGGAGUACGGCCGCAUGGCAUUGGUCGCCCUCGGCCUCACCAGCGGCAUCGUGUGAUCAUCUACCCCAUUGCAUCACAUCAGUUAAUCAACUGACACGGCACGUACGCCAUUCUCGCCAUGGCUGUCAUCAUAAGCUGAGGUCUUAUCUCCUCCAAGUCCUCUCUCACAUUAUAUGUGAUUGAUCCUGCAUGCAUGAAUGCUCUAAUCCUAAGCAUAUGCAUUGGUUAUUUGUUAAUCUUCUUCUUUGUCACUUUCCUUUUGGUUUUGAUGGUGCUAGGAAGAGAAAAAGGGAAGAGAGAAACAGAGGUACCCUGUUAGGUGUUGAUGUGUAUGUAUGUAUGUAUGUUGAGCCUAUAAGUUUGUAGGGUACGUAUGACACAAUUUCAUACAUGUUCCAAUGCAUGCAUCAAUUCCCUUC
Molecule: messenger RNA, 1182 nt
Organism: Phragmites australis (common reed)
Lineage: Eukaryota; Viridiplantae; Streptophyta; Magnoliopsida; Poales; Poaceae
Product: putative invertase inhibitor
Exons: 1
Coding region: 256-819 (187 amino acids)
Molecular function (GO): enzyme inhibitor activity
Source: RefSeq, a predicted model, not a curated record